AUGGAACUUGACUUGGCGCUCCGUGUGGACGAACCACUCACCCUCACGGACAUAAGUACGCCACAAGAGAUUGCGAAGCAUGAGCGGUGGGAGCAAUCUAAUCACUUAAGUCUCAUGUUAAUGAAGUCUCACAUCAUUAAGGGCAUUAAGGGUUCUAUCUCAGAAUGCCAUAAGGCAACAGAGUUCAUCCAAGCUGUUGAGGAACAAUUUGUUAGUUCUGAUAAGGCAUUGGCAAGUAUUCUGAUGAAGAAGCUUUUAAGCAAAACCUUCGACAAUUCCAGAAGUGUGCGAGAGCACAUUAUGAAAAUGAGAGACAUGUCUGCUCAACUGAAGUCCAUAGAGGUUGAUAUAUCUGAGUCAUUUUCGGUUCAUUUCAUCUUGAACUCUCUCCCAUCUGAAUAA
Messenger RNA from Alnus glutinosa, 402 nucleotides. RefSeq lists its product as uncharacterized. The record is from RefSeq and is a predicted model, not a curated record. The transcript has a single exon. Bases 1 to 402 code for a protein of 133 amino acids. Lineage: Eukaryota; Viridiplantae; Streptophyta; Magnoliopsida; Fagales; Betulaceae.